Scutellospora calospora is the source of this 434-nucleotide messenger RNA. The record is from the annotation of a GenBank genome assembly. NCBI's taxonomy places the organism in Eukaryota, Fungi, Glomeromycota, Glomeromycetes, Diversisporales, Gigasporaceae.
CCACUUUUUAUGAUACCAAAGGUAUAUGAAGUAAGGCUAGAUUGCUCAGAUGCUGGCUCCAAGAAGCGACCAGACUUUUCAUACUUUGUCAAAGUAAACUUGAGAGCAAAAAAAUCCAUUAAUCAGCAACUAAAUAUUAAAGGUGGACCGAAUAAAUCGGUGAUGUUUACAAAUAUGGGAGAUAUAAUUGAAUCAUUUCUUAUGGAUUUAAGUUUUGAUGGGAUAUAUUCAUCGUGGCCUUUUUGCAAAAGCAAACUUGUGAUUGACAAAGCCUCAAUGCCAGUCAUUGAAUCUACUUUUUGUCAUUUUGUAUUGUUAGAGCAAACAAACAAACUAGCAGAAGAUUUCUUAAACCGAAGAGUUUCAUUUACUCCACCAAAUCAAAUUAUGUAUGGAUUUACACGUGAAAACCCAGAUUCUCCACAAAUUAAACG